Molecule: messenger RNA, 1863 nt
Organism: Eimeria mitis
Lineage: Eukaryota; Apicomplexa; Conoidasida; Eucoccidiorida; Eimeriidae
Exons: 6
Coding region: 1-1863 (620 amino acids)
Biological process (GO): regulation of transcription by RNA polymerase II
Cellular component (GO): SLIK (SAGA-like) complex; SAGA complex
Molecular function (GO): structural molecule activity
Source: RefSeq, a predicted model, not a curated record
AUGCCAAAGAUUUCCUGCACGCAGCAGCAGCAGCAGCAGCAGCAGCAGCAACAGCAGCAGCAGCAGCAGCAACAGCAACAGCAGCAGCAACAGGGAGAAAAGUAUGAGGAAAAGUGCAGCGGAUGCAGCAGCUCCUGGGACCGCUACCGACCUGCUGUUGCUGCUAAGGCGCAUGCGCAGCAGCAGCACAGCAGCAGCAGCAGCAACAGCAGCAGCAGCAGCAGCAGCAGCAGCAGCAGCAGCAGCAGCAGCAUACUUGGACUUCAAAGGAACGCCAGCAACAGCAGCAGCAGCAGCAGCAACAGCAACAGCAGCAGCAACAGGGAGAAAAGUAUGAGGAAAAAGUGCAGCGGAUGCAGCAGCUCCUGGGACCGCUACCAACCUGCUGUUGCUGUUGUGAAGGCGCUUGCACAGCAGCAGCAGCAGCAACAGCAGCAGCAGCAGCAGCAGCAACAGCAGCAGCAGCAGCAGCAGCAGCAGCAGCAGCAGCUGUGUCUGCUGUAUCAUCAUUUGCUGCUGCUGCUGCUGCUGCUGCUGCUGCUUCUGCUGCUGCAGUCUCUUGCAGCACGAAAGCCGCGUCCUGCACCUGCUUGCCCUGGUGCUGCUGCUCCUGCUGCUGCUGGUGCUGCUGCUCCUGCUGCUGCUUUUGCUGCUGUUGCUGCUGCUGCUGCUGCUGGAGCCUCAGCAGUCCCCUCGGGCGAGACAACUCGCUGCACAGCCGCAUGCACGCCAGCAGCACCAAACUCAACAGCAGCAGCAGCAGCAGCAGCAGCAGCAGCAGCAAAAGUAACGGCAGCAAAAGCAGAAGCAGCAGCAAAAGAAAAAGCAGCAGCAAAAACAAAAGCAGCAACAGCAGCAACAGCAGCAACAGCAGCAACAGCAGCAGAAGCAGUAAUAGCAGAAAGGCAACACCAGGUGCAACACCGACUACAACUGCAGCAGCAGCAGCAGCAGCAGCAGCAGCAGCAGCAGCAGCAGCAGCUAACCAGCUGUAUAAGCAAGUCGCAGUCAUCUGUCUGCUGCUGGUUUUCUCCGUCCUUAGCACUGAGCGCUUCAAUACAGGCUGAAGCCAAAGGGGAAUCUGCAGCAGCAAGCAGCAGCAGCAGCAGCAGCAGCAGCAGCAGCAGUAACAGCAGCAGCAGCAGUAGCAGCAGCUGCAGCAGCAGUGACAGCAGCAGUAACAAUAGCAGCAACAAGAGCAGCAGCAGCAGCAAGCAGCAAAGCAAAAAGAUAAGAAGAAGGUUCGCUCCUGUAUACACAGCAGCAGCAGCAGCAGCAGCAGCAGCAGCAGCAGCAGCACAUGCAGCAGCAGUAGAGACACGCGUACCAACAGCAGCAGCAGCAACAGCCAGGUACAGCAGCGGCGAAUGCUGCAGCAGCAGAAGCUGCUGCAGCAGCAGGUGCAGCAACAACAAUGGUAGCAGCAGCAGCAGCAACAAGAACCACACAGCAACAACGCAGCACCAACAGCAGCAGCACCAACAGCAGCAGCAACUGCAGGAACAGCAACUGCAGCAGCAGCAGCAACUGCAGCAGCAGCAGCAACUGCAGCAACAGCAGCAGCAGCAUCAGCAGCAGGAGUGUGUACUACGUGUGUGUCGUCUACAACUGCAGCAGCAGCAACAGCAGCAGCAGCAGCAGGAGCAGCAGCAGCAGCAGCAGCAGCAGCAGCAGGAGUGUGUGUUACGUGUGUGUGGUGGUUUGCACGAAUUUAGGAAAAAAGAAAAGCCGAACGUCUGCUGCUGUGAGCGUGUCCACGCGAAAAGAUAUCAACACACGGCCACACUCCUGCAGCAGCAGCAGCAGCAGCAGCAGCAGCAGCAGCAGCAGCAGCAGCAGCAGCAGCAGCAGGAGCAGGAGUAA